Suricata suricatta (meerkat) is the source of this 330-nucleotide messenger RNA. RefSeq names its product 40S ribosomal protein S27-like. The coding region runs from base 1 to 330 and encodes 109 amino acids. Gene Ontology annotation, molecular function: structural constituent of ribosome; RNA binding. The transcript has a single exon. Lineage: Eukaryota; Metazoa; Chordata; Mammalia; Carnivora; Herpestidae. Gene Ontology annotation, cellular component: ribosome; cytosolic small ribosomal subunit. Gene Ontology annotation, biological process: translation; ribosomal small subunit assembly. The record is from RefSeq and is a predicted model, not a curated record.
AUGCCCCUUGAGAAAGAUCUCCUCCAUCCCUCUCCAGAAGAGAAGAGGAAACGCAAGAAGAAGCAACCGGUACAGAACCUUGAUUCCUACUUCAUGGCCAGGAAAUGCCCAGGAUACUAUGAAAUCACCACCAUCUUUAGCCAUGCACAAAUGGUAGUCUGUAUGUUGACUCUUCCAACUGUCCGCUGCCAGCCUACAGAAGGAAAAGUUACAGAAGGAUACUCCUUUGGACAGAAACAGCACUUAAAGCAUCCUGAGUCGAGAAGAGUGGGAAAUCAUCCUAAUAAACACAUUUUGGAUACACACACAUACACAAAAGAGAUUGUAUAA